Messenger RNA from Patiria miniata (bat star), 703 nucleotides. RefSeq lists its product as uncharacterized. Gene Ontology annotation, molecular function: translation repressor activity; ubiquitin protein ligase activity. The coding region runs from base 16 to 648 and encodes 210 amino acids. NCBI's taxonomy places the organism in Eukaryota, Metazoa, Echinodermata, Asteroidea, Valvatida, Asterinidae. Gene Ontology annotation, biological process: proteasome-mediated ubiquitin-dependent protein catabolic process; negative regulation of translation; protein polyubiquitination. The record is from RefSeq and is a predicted model, not a curated record. The transcript is spliced from 2 exons.
AAAAACACGAUCCCAAUGCAAGGACAUACACUCAGCAUCGCAGCUACAUGCGGCGACAAUCGUUUGGUGGUUGUUGAGCAAAGCGCACCCCGUGUGAAGGUGUUCAACAGUGACAACACGCUGGCAUACGAGUUCCCAACGGUGCUGCCGAGUGAGGUUGGUAAGACCACAGUUGACCUCCGGAGCGUAGCUGUCAAGAAUGAUAGUACCAUUGCAGUGGGAGAUGUGGGGAGGAUGGUAUUGACAGUGCACAGCCCCACUGAUGGUGAGCUCCUUCAUACCAUACCAGUCAAGAUUAAACCUCAUUUUCUGGCUUUUGACAGCAAUGAUCGAGUUAUAAUAAGUGACUGUACAUCACAGACAGUGGAUAUUGCCGGUGGCAAUGGUACUACAAAACGGACCAUCAAACCCACCAUCAAUGGUCAACCAGUGAAAUACUGCAACGGUGUAUGCACUGAUAGCUCAGGUAUCUAUGUUGCAAUGCAUAAUGGUGCCAACACGGGUCAUAUCCACCACUAUGACCCUCAAGGUGGCUUCCUUCAGUGCAUCGCACAGGGUCUGCACUACCCACAGGGUAUCACAUUCCCAUCUGAUGGGCAGCUGGCAGUGGCUAACUACAACUCAGUCAAAAUGUAUCACCAGGUGUGAUACAACAUUGUAAUCAGUCAUGUCAAUUUCGCAUCAUUUGAGGCAUGUUGAUAGA